Gordionus sp. m RMFG-2023 is the source of this 1471-nucleotide messenger RNA. RefSeq lists its product as uncharacterized. NCBI's taxonomy places the organism in Eukaryota, Metazoa, Nematomorpha, Gordioida, Chordodea, Parachordodidae. The transcript has 6 exons. Bases 1 to 1428 code for a protein of 475 amino acids. The record is from RefSeq and is a predicted model, not a curated record.
AUGGCCUGCGAAAUCAAGAUUAAAACAAGGAAACGCCUUUGUUUAAUAGAGUCGGGUACGAAGAAUGAGGAUACCUUACCCAACAAUAUGAUACGGAUUUUGGCCGACAAUAUUCUAGCAGCUUCCUUAAGACUUCGUGAUAGAUUGAAACAGAAAAGAGAGAAAAAGAAGUUGAGAGCCUCCACUAUUCGAGUGACUAUUCCCACGACGGAGACAACUACAAUGACGCAGAGUGUUCAUGGUAACGAUUAUCGUUACUUUUUCUUAAAUAUAAGUAAAGAAUGUGAAGGUUCCGCGAUUGAAACUAUAGCUUGCGAAUUACCUCAUCUUUGCCCCAAAGACGGACAAUGGGGUCAAUGGGGAUGCCUGUGUUAUAAAAAGGCAGAUACUUUAACUAAAUCAACUCUUCCCGAACAAACAACAGUUUAUAAUAAGGAUUCCAAACAUAAAAAUAUGGAAUGUUUGGCUAAAAGAUAUUGCGAUAGUCCGUUCCCUCAAAAUGGAGGGAAAAAGUGUGAAGGAAACGAUACAUUAUUCGAUAAUGUAACUUUGGUCUGCAGUUUUACAUCUUCGACUAUCAUCUCUGUUACUUUAAACCCCAUUUUGCGGACUAAAUUGUUAGGGAUGCUUCAAAGAAUGAAUAAUAACUACGCUUCAGUUAAAGAGGGUCAAGAAGUUUUGUUAUCAUGUUUGCCAACUAUCUUGAUGAAUGACGUGCUACCGUUACAUCCAAAGACUAGAUUUACGUGGCUAUUUAACGGGAAAGAUCUCAUAUACGACUUUUCACGUAUGUAUAUGGAUAAGGAAAAUUUAACUCUUCAAAAUGUGCGCAACAGUGAUAGCGGUGUCUAUAAUUGCUAUUUGGUUUAUGACUCACAUCGCAAAAUCUUAGCUAGUUUUUACACUUUAACAGUUUCAUCGAAAACGCCUGAUAUUUACAUCAAAUCCUCUAGAAACGGUUUUUUAGAACUUCCCUGUUUUGGCGGUUAUAUUGAAAACGUUGUGAAAGAAAUCUAUCACAAAUCUAAGCAUGCCGGCGGCGGUGAAAAACCGAAAUUCAAUCAAAUAUGGAAAUUGAAUGACACCGUGUUCAAGGAUUACAUGCUAGAAAAAUUACCGUCUCAAGUGCCUUACAUAAAAAUAAAAAAUAUAGAUUCAAUAGCUCACUCUGGAACUUGGUGUUGUGAGAUAAUAGAAGUGAAUACUAUGCACGCCUGGGAAACGAACAGACUCCUUAUAAAAAUACUCGAACCAGAUACAUGGUCUCAAGUAUUGGUUAAGGGAAAUAACCUCAUAUAUCUAUCGUUGGUUAGCAUACUACUUUUGAUCAUCAUAAUUUGGGCCAUAGCAUUUUUAGCCAGACAAAAGGCAAAAAAGAUACCUGUAGAAGCUAUAUUUGCAGCUAAUAAAGUCAACAAAGUGGAAUGACAGCUUAAAAAUAUUUAAUAUGUUCCUAAUAAUUUUAUUCAAA